UUGAGAUCAUGGUUAGAACACGCUUAUCAGCCAAGGCAGCUAUGGAUGAUACGGUUUCAUACCUCACUGCUGUGAAGGAAGCAUUUCGUGUUGAACCUGCCAAAUUUAAGGAAUUUCUCAAGAUCUUAAAUGAUUUUAAAAAUCAUCGAAUGUAUAAAGAUAGUGGCAUUGCAAGGAUGACUGAGCUCAUUAAAGGGCACCCAAAGCUGCUUCUUGGUCUCAGUGUCUUCCUUCCCAAGGCUAAGACAACCAUCCCUGCAGCCAAGGCUAACAAAGUGUUAGGCCAAUCUCAAACAAUAUCCGUCAUAAAAGUAUCACCGGAGCUAACGACGCUUAAUAAGUCUGCUUACUUGGCUUCUUUGAAAGAGGCAUUUCGUAAUGAAUCUGGAAAGUAUAAUGAAUGGCACAAUAUUUUGAAAGAUUUUAAACCUCUUUGUAGAAUUGAUGAGGCUACUGUCAUUUCAAGGAUGGAGGAGCUCAUGAAAAACCACCGGAAGCUUCUUCUCAGUUUCAGCGUCUUCCUUUCAGCUGGGGCUAAGAUAACCAUCCCUCCCGAGGCUGAACAACAUAUUACGUCAGCUGGGAUGACCAUCUCUCCCGAGGCUGAGCAACAUAUUACAUCAGCUGGGGAUAAGAUGAUCAUCUCUCCCGAGGUUGAGCAACAUAUUGUGUCCGAUAAUAACAAAAGAAAGCGAGCUAAGUGUGAUGAUCCAGAUUAUGAUCCAGAUAUUGUGAACAAGCCUAAGGUAUAA
Molecule: messenger RNA, 752 nt
Organism: Camelina sativa (false flax)
Lineage: Eukaryota; Viridiplantae; Streptophyta; Magnoliopsida; Brassicales; Brassicaceae
Source: RefSeq, a predicted model, not a curated record